AUGAAUGUGUUCCAUGUUUUGUGGCGACAAUUGCGUGCUGUCCUCAUUUUGAGAUGUAGAUGUGCGUGUGCGCAUGCAGAGGUUGACCGUGGUCAAAACGUCCUCUCUGGGUUCUUUUCUUGUGUAUCCAUUUCGCGGCUUGUAGUUGUACUGCCCCAAUCGCGGCUGGUUGCAGGGACAGAAAACUUGUCGAGUUCCACCACUCGAUGUUUGUCUUCAUCUGCGUGUUUCACUUCAUUUUAUGGCCUUGUGUGUAUAUCUUGUCCAUGUUGCCGAGCGCUUUACCAAUUCGAGGCAGAAAAUGAUACUGAGCUGGAGUUCUCGGAGGGCGAAGUCAUUCAACUGAUCAGACAGGUGGACGAGAAUUGGUACGAGGGACGUUUGAAUAACAAGGAGGGAUUCUUCCCAGUAAACUAUGUGGAGGUGAUCGAGCCCCUUCCUUCGUCGGCCACAGAUUUCUACGCAAACUGA
Messenger RNA from Hydatigera taeniaeformis, 471 nucleotides. The record is from the annotation of a GenBank genome assembly. Lineage: Eukaryota; Metazoa; Platyhelminthes; Cestoda; Cyclophyllidea; Taeniidae.